UUGCUCAAGAGGAGAAACAACACAUAUGUGUGUGGAAUGCUUUAUUAUUAUUAUUCCGACAUGUCUAUUUAAAGCGGGAGUGGGACUGCAGAACACUGAGAUAUGAUUGCCGCUUGGAUGGUCAUGUCAAUGUUUACGAAAUCACAAAUUACGGAGGAUGAAAUUAAGUUAAAGAAAGACAGAGAACACAGUGCCAACCUUACUGAUCACCCACGUUUUAUUUUGACAAGUAAAGAAACAAUGGAGUUGGAAGUACCAGUAGAACAUAAAGGAGUCGUACUGGUGGCUUCAGAUGGUCAAUCUGACAAUCAAGCUGGUUUACUUUCUGCUGCUGCAAGCCAUAAUGGACUUAAGGACAGACAUGAAUCAAUAGACAGUGAUGUCGCAAAAGAGAUCAGAUAUCUAGAUGAAGUGUUGGAAGCAAAUUGUUGUGAUUCUUCGACUGAUACUCCUUUUAAUGGAUCCCCUUCUCCAGAGCCUAACACCAUUACUGUUGAUGGCUCUGGUCCAUAUGUCAUUGUUACAAAUAACUCUCUUUCCACAGUACCUGAAACCAUAGCAGUGGACCGAAAGCCUCUCCCUGUAGUAGACAUUGAGUCUAGUGAAUGCACAAUUAAAAUGAACGGCCAUUCUCAGAAUGAAUUAAAAGAGGAGCAUGUUGAUGAAUUUACGUAUGCAGCUAGUCCAACUCUUUCAAAUGGCUCCCGAAGGUCAUCCAAAGAUGGGGAAAUCACUCCAAAGACUAUAAGAAAAGAAGCAAAGUUUGAGUUACGUGCAUUCCACGAAGAAAAAAAGCCUUCAAAAUUAUUUGACAAUGUCAGUGAGAAGGAAGCUUUUAGGGUAAGAAAAGUCAGACCUACAGAAGAGGUCAUAGAGUUGGAAAAAGAGAGACUUGAACUUAUCAAAAGUCAAGCUGUGAAAAAGAACCCUGGGAUAGCAACCAAGUGGUGGAAUCCACCGCAAGAAAAGACGAUUGAGGAGCAGUUAAAUUUAGAGCACCUCGAAUCACAUAUAAAAUAUAAAGAACGAAAACAGAAACAGCAGCAACAGGGGGCUGCACCUCCUGAAAUAAAGUCUAAUCCAGUUCCUGUUGUACCAUCAGAGUCAAUUGUUGUGAAUAAGGAAGACAUAGUAACUGAGCAAAUAGACUUUUCUGCUGCAAGGAAACAGUUUCUCAGUAUGGAAAAUACAAAUCAACAGAACUUAAAAGUACCAAAGAGAUCAGUUACUUCAAAUCUCUAUUCGGUUAAGCCUUUCUAUAAAUUAAGCAACACCGCUAAACCUCAGUCAUCUGUUACAGUGACAAAUCCAUCAAGUACACAAGUUCAGUUGACACAAGCUGAAGCUGAUGAAAUAUCAUUGGUGAAAGCCCAAAAAGUACACUGUAUUUCCGAAGAUCAGUCCGUGGCCAGUGAGAUACAUUUGCUAGAAACAUCGUCUGGGGAAGUUUCAGGUGAUGAGAAUAUGAAAUGUGGGAAAACAGUGGGCGACGAGAGUGAAUUCUUAAAUGUUCCAGCAACUUUGACUGUUGUUAAGGAUGAUGAAAAUUACACAUCAGACCGUUUUUCGAAAUCUGUCAUAAUCGCUUCGCCUCCAGAGGAGCUGGACUCCGGAUUAGAUGACCUUUCUGUGAAGUCACAGGAUACUACUGUCAUGGAAACACUCUCAAAUGACUUCAGCAUGGACAAUAUAAGUGACAGUGGCACAUCAAAUGAAACUAUGAAUGCCCUGAAUGAAAAUUCCCUAGGGGAAUUUUCACAACCCCAAACGCCUCUUAAUGACACCCUUGCUGAUUACACACUAGAUGAAAACUCAAAAUCAUUUAGCGAUCUCGGUUUUUAUUCACCAUCUUCCAUGUUUCCUGACUCAGUUCUUUUGGAUGACAAUAUAGAAUAUCAUGCAGGUCUUUUGGUGCAAAGUGUAAUUCAGCAAGCUCUCGCUGAGAAAGCUGGCAUGGUAGAAUGUACUAAAAUACAAGAUUCAGCAGAUACCAACUUCACUGAAGACAAUGAGACAUUAGAAGAACAAAAUAUUAUAGAGACCACUUCCACACCACCUCUUAGUCCAGAGAACAAGGACAAUUCAGUAUUUGAGCCUCCUCAAGUUUCAUCUCCAAUGCCAGAAAUGAGGGGUGUGACAGUGACACCAAAGUCUACCGAACAAAACUUGGAACUCAGUCUCGAAAAGAAGCGAGAAUAUUCUCCAGUGCCACCAGUGAUGGAACUAGAAGGUGGUGAAGAAUAUAAACAAGAAAGUUACUUCAGCAAAUACUCCCAAGCUGCUGAGUUGAGAAGUACAGCAUCGAUCUUGGCAACACAAGAGCCAGAGAUAACAGUGGGACCUUUUAAACUAAGGUCGAAAAAGCAGCGAACUUUAUCCAUGAUUGAAGAAGAGAUCAGAGCUGCACAGGAUAGGGAGCAGGAGUUAAAGAGACAAAGGCAAAGCCUGCAAACUCCUCCAAGUCCCACAGUAAAAAAUGCACCUGCAUUGCCAACCAGAACAGUUACCUACAAGACUGCACCUGAUAAGGAGUUGAAAUGA
Molecule: messenger RNA, 2541 nt
Organism: Bombina bombina (fire-bellied toad)
Lineage: Eukaryota; Metazoa; Chordata; Amphibia; Anura; Bombinatoridae
Product: A-kinase anchor protein 2-like
Exons: 3
Coding region: 103-2541 (812 amino acids)
Source: RefSeq, a predicted model, not a curated record